Molecule: messenger RNA, 2566 nt
Organism: Thlaspi arvense
Lineage: Eukaryota; Viridiplantae; Streptophyta; Magnoliopsida; Brassicales; Brassicaceae
Source: the annotation of a GenBank genome assembly
AUUUAAUAUUGUUCCUACUUGCUCGACUAUCAUUAGACCAGUAAAAGAGAUUGAUGAUUAAUUUAAUAAUUAAGGAAUGAAGAAGGUGAGUCGAAACCGCGUUUAGGUGAUGAGCACUAAGACCUUUCUUUGCACCAUCCUCUCUCCUUCAUCAUAACAAAUCCACAAAAGGAAUAAAUCUUUACACUCUGAUUUUUUUGAUUCAGCGCAUUCGAUUAAUCAACCAGAAACAGCAACUCAGGGAUAUAUUAAAGAAAGAAACUUUUUUUCCUUUUGUUAUUGACUUUAAAGUGUUUAUCUUUUGAGAGAGUUUUUCGUCUUCCUUCUUUCGUCUCCCAGAAAGAGAUUAAUCAGAUUUCUUAAUCUUAAUCCUAAUCCAUGUCAUCUGUCUCCUCGCUCUUCUGCUAUUCUGUUUUCGUUGGAUGAGGAGAAGAAGAAGAAAGUGAUUUUGAGUUAAUCCGCCAUUGUUUCAUGGGCAAUUCAUGCCGUGGUUCUUUCAAGGACAAAAUCUACGAGGGCAAUAACAGUCGGCCCGAGGAGAAUUCCAAAAGCACCACCCACGUUUCCUCCGAUCAUUCUCCGACCAACGAACAAGACUUCUCUUCCAAAGAAGAUCAGAAAAAGGACAAGGACAGCAGCCACAACAACAAUCCGGUUCUUGUGAUCCCUGUAAGGGAACCUAUUAUGCGUCGUAACAUGGACAACCAAGCUUACUAUGUUCUUGGUCACAAGACUCCAAACAUCCGUGAUCUCUACACGUUGAGCCGUAAGUUAGGACAAGGACAGUUCGGGACGACGUAUCUAUGCACCGAGGUUGCAACAGGUGUUGACUACGCUUGCAAGUCUAUAUCCAAGAGAAAACUGAUCUCUAAAGAAGAUGUUGAGGAUGUUAGGAGGGAGAUUCAGAUAAUGCACCAUUUGGCUGGUCACAAGAACAUUGUUACGAUCAAAGGAGCCUAUGAGGACCCUUUGUAUGUUCACAUUGUGAUGGAGGUUUGUGCUGGUGGUGAGUUGUUUGAUAGGAUUAUUCAGAGAGGGCAUUACAGCGAGAGAAAAGCUGCCGAGUUGACCAAGAUCAUCGUCGGUGUUGUUGAGGCGUGUCACUCGCUUGGUGUCAUGCAUAGAGACUUAAAGCCUGAGAAUUUCUUGUUGGUUAAUAAGGAUGAUGAUUUCUCUCUCAAGGCCAUUGACUUUGGGCUCUCCGUUUUCUUUAAACCAGGACAAAUAUUCAAGGAUGUUGUUGGAAGUCCAUACUAUGUUGCUCCUGAGGUUCUUCUCAAACAUUAUGGUCCAGAAGCUGAUGUGUGGACUGCUGGUGUUAUACUCUAUAUCUUACUAAGUGGUGUCCCUCCUUUUUGGGCAGAGACACAGCAAGGCAUAUUUGAUGCUGUCUUGAAAGGAUAUAUCGACUUUGAGUCAGACCCGUGGCCUGUGAUAUCCGACAGUGCUAAAGAUCUGAUCCGGAAGAUGUUAUGUUCAAGUCCCUCUGAACGCUUGACCGCUCAUGAAGUCUUGCGUCAUCCAUGGAUAUGUGAGAACGGUGUUGCACCAGAUAGAGCACUUGAUCCGGCUGUUCUGUCUCGUCUCAAACAGUUUUCUGCAAUGAAUAAACUAAAGAAGAUGGCUUUAAAGGUGAUAGCUGAGAGCCUCUCAGAAGAAGAGAUUGCAGGUUUAAGAGAAAUGUUUGAGGCAAUGGAUACUGAUAACAGCGGUGCAAUCACUUUUGAUGAACUCAAAGCUGGCUUGAGAAGAUAUGGCUCAACUUUAAAAGACACUGAGAUCAGAGAUCUUAUGGAAGCGGCUGAUGUGGACAACAGUGGUACAAUAGAUUACAGUGAGUUCAUUGCAGCGACGAUCCAUCUGAAUAAACUAGACAGAGAAGAGCAUCUUGUCUCUGCGUUUCAGUACUUUGAUAAAGACGGGAGUGGCUACAUCACCAUUGAUGAGCUGCAACAAUCUUGCGUUGAACAUGGCAUGACCGAUGUUUUCCUUGAAGACGUUAUCAAAGAAGUAGACCAAGAUAACGAUGGAAGAAUUGAUUAUGGAGAGUUUGUUGCCAUGAUGCAAAAGGGAAAUGCUGGUGUUGGGAGAAGAACAAUGAGAAAUAGCCUAAACAUCAGCAUGAGAGAUGCUUAAGUAUACAAUCUGUCUUUGAACCAUUUGCUCGGUGAGGCUACAAAUGUUUCCACGGAAUCAUUGUUUGCAAUCUUAAAUCACAGAUUCACAGAGAAGGCUAAAGAGAAAACUGGAUUCACAAGUGGAGAAAGCCAGCUUGAUUCCUUGAAGGUUUGAGUUUAAAAUGUUGAAAACUACUACUGUAUGAUUAAAAUUGGUGGAUGAACAAAAAAAAAAGAAAGUGUUUCGUUCUGUUUCAUCAGUAGCUUUGCGAGGACUAUUUCUAUUGUCUCUCUCUGUUUGUUAAUUUGUUUGUUUGUAACAAUUGAUAAAGUUUGGUUAGCUUUUGUUUCAUCUCCACUGUUGUGAAAGGUUUGACCCUUUUUGGGUUUUGAGAGAUCAAUCAUCUUCCACUAGAGCAUAAAAGUGAUAAUAUAAGUUGUGUGACCUC